Scleropages formosus (Asian bonytongue) is the source of this 830-nucleotide messenger RNA. RefSeq names its product cyclin-dependent kinases regulatory subunit 2. The transcript is spliced from 3 exons. The record is from RefSeq and is a predicted model, not a curated record. Gene Ontology annotation, molecular function: cyclin-dependent protein serine/threonine kinase regulator activity. NCBI's taxonomy places the organism in Eukaryota, Metazoa, Chordata, Actinopteri, Osteoglossiformes, Osteoglossidae. Bases 144 to 374 code for a protein of 76 amino acids.
GGAGCGAGAAGUUCCCGACUUCGCUUUAAACUCCCGUUUAAAAAUGUGUCGGUUAGGAAGCAGAUAGUAUGAGCUGCGUGGGGGGGGAUUUGUUCUUUAUAAAUUAUAUUGCGAGGAAACCAGUGUGACGACCGGUUUAUGAUAUGGCGCAGAAGCAAAUAUAUUAUUCUGACAAAUACAAUGACGAUCACUAUGAGUACAGGCAUGUUGUGUUGCCCCGGGAACUGGCCAAGCAAGUGCCCAAGUCGCACCUCAUGUCUGAGGAAGAGUGGAGGAGGCUUGGAGUGCAGCAGAGCCUUGGAUGGGUCCAUUAUAUGAUCCACGACCCUGAACCACACAUUCUUCUGUUCAGAAGACCUCUUCCAAAGAACUAAUAUGAACUUCUGGAAUCUUCUGGGAUAUUCAUGUUUCUUAAUCUGGUAUUCAGUGAAUACUUGUAAGCCUGCAAAUCAACAUCUCUGUCUGAGCUGUAUUCUUCACAGCAGCAAGUUCAGCCAAAUGACACAGGAGAUUUGGAAGUUCUUACUAGGGAUAGUGAUUGUAAUAUUGUAUAUGAAAACUACGGGGAGGACAUUAAUGCCUAGGAAUGUCACAUGGUCAAAGUAGCCUUUGAAUAAAGUAGUUGCAUUAUUGAUCUAGUUUUAGAUGAUAUUUACAGCAUGUACUGGUAAAUGCAUAUUUAAAACGGUUGCAUUUUUCUUUUAACAGUAAUUGGUAUGCAGUGCUGUUUUGUGCAUUACUCAUUGUCAGUUUGCAUAGCACACAUGGCCACUUGUCCCACAGAUGUAAUAAUAUACUCAGUGGUGUAAUGAAAUGUAAAUAAAAGUUAU